UUGUUGCUUUUUAGGGGGGUGGGGGUCGUGUUGUAACGUGUCUGUUAUGAUAUCACGCCUCGGCUGCACUUCUAAAUACAAACAUUGCCCCCCGGCUUAGAAGUAUUAUUAAUCACGUGUAACUUGCCAUAUAAAUGGCGCAUUUCACAAAACAUAGGUUGUGGUGGUGUUGUGAUAAUAUAUCUGACUUGUGGUUGUAGUUAUAAGAUUGAUGGUUUAAAUUCUCUCUUUAGAUGAAUUUUAAAUACAGUGUCAUCGGUCUAUCUAGAAUCGUCGACUGACUAUUCACAUCCAAUUUUCAUUUUCUCACAGGUUUAGUACAGGAAAGCUAAACCAAAAAUAGUCUCAUAUAAUGACGACUUUACAUGGGUGUAAAUAGCUUAAGUCUAAAAGAUGCCAAUUAUUGCAAAAUGUUUAAGCGCACUUGAAGGUUAAAAGAAGGUUGUUGUAAUUGUGUAAAGCUUAGCUGUCAACUAUCUGAGUGGAAAUUAAACAUGGUCUUUAGAAUUUUAUUUUUCUAAUAAGCAAUUUUACAUGGAGCAAAGUUCAAAUUAUUAUUAUUAUUAUUAUUAUUAUUAUUAUUAUUAUUAUUAUUGAAAUUAUUUACCCCUGAUAACUCCUAUUGGCACUGCUAUCAACGAGGGUCCUGUGAAGGGGGUCCUACGGCAUUUAAAGCUCCAAAAAGGAUAUAUUCACACUUUUAUAGCCUCUGGCAUGACUCGGCCGGGGUUUGAACCCAAGACCUCCCGCGCUGGAAGCGGACGCUCUACCAUGAGGCUACCAGUCGAUUAAAAAAAUUUACAUUUUCACCAUAAAAAAUUGAAUAUGAAAAUUGACUGUCCACCCUGUAACUUUUUGCAAUUUUAAAUUUUUUAUUUCAACGCUGCGCACUUAUUAGGUUGGUACGGUUAUACUUAGCAUUGUGUGCUCAAUCUUUGGGUGCUCAAUUAUUUAUUUGCGAUGUAUAAAUAGAAGAUGUAGGCAUUCUCUCUUCUGCAAUAGUGUUAAAUAAUUUAUUUGUUUCGAAUCGCAUGAAAGGACAGUGGAUGAAUCAGUUGAAGCUGAUUUGUGCUGUGUGAGAAAAUAAAUAUUUAAUUCAAUUCCCUUCAACGAACCCACACAUAAUUCUAUCAGUUCGCGUUUUUCUUAUUUUAAAGUAAAAAUGAUCGAGAUUUGAUAUUUCAUAUCAGGAAUGUCGUUUUUAGCAAGUAAUAUCAAAUCGUUGUUAGCUAUAAAAAUUAAAACUCGUCAUGAUAGCUACACUGACCAGGUCUCGAGAAUAGCUGUCGCGAAAAUGUUUAUCGUCGCCAGUGUUGUGAUGGGCAUCGAUUGGUUCCACGACACUGUUGCUUGCAUGCCGCCGCAAGACACUACACUGUCAGAUGACUUCAUCCACAGCUCUUGCUGGAUUAAAGGCUUUUACGUCUACCCUGACAUGGCAAAGCACAUGAGAUCUUCCGGUUACUACGGCAUUCCAAAAGAUCUGAAAGAUGACGGCGUUUGGAACACUACUGGUAGUUUGUGUUCAACAGAAUCCACGAUGACGUAUAUGCGGGCAGCUUGCGUGCCAAUGCAGAAGCACUUCUUCACACAGUAUCAGUGGAUGCCGUUCUUUGUGUCGAGUUUGUCACUAGUGUUCUACAUCCCGUAUCUACUGUUUCGCGUUGCCAACACGGAUAUGAUCAGCUUGAGGUUGAACUUGAAGAACACAACGGUAGAUGCUAACGUGGUUUUGAAGAAUUACUUUAAUCACGAGAUCAACUCGGUAGCAAAGAUGAGGCUCCGCAUCUUUGUCAACCUCCUCAUCAAAUGUCUCUACGUCGUGGUCAACAUUGGAAGUUUCGUCUUGCUAGAUUUAUUCUUGAACCAUCAUUAUUUCAACUAUGGCGUUCAAUGGAUACGUUGGGCUCGAGAUAACACCUCCCUGAGUAUGGAUUUCGAUCGUCGUACAGCCCCAACGCCUGGAAACGCCAUGUUACCCACGUUUGGUAUGUGCGAUAUACACGAAGCGCGACUGGACACUGUUAAGGCUUAUAAAAACCGAGUAAAAAUGAUAUGUGAAAUAUCAUCGAACAUUCUGUAUCAAUACGUCUUUCUGGUUUUAUGGUUUGUCCUAAUUAUUUCCAUAACUGCUUCAUGUCUUGGUAUUUUAUUAAACAUCGGUGGCCAUGUGCUUACGAUAGCUUGUUUUUGUAAGAACAGCAAAACGGCUAGAUACGUGUAUAAGUAUCUAACGUUACGGGAGUGUGAGUAUUUGGAAUUCAUACGUAGAAAGGACCUUGCAUUGUACGGGGAUGUGCUGCGACUACUUUAUCAAAGCAAAGUAACCAAAGUCGUGGACAGAGAGAAGAUGCUUGAUGAUGCCGACGGAGUGGAGGCGGACAGACUGGUACUGGCCAGUGCUCCAUCGAAUCACCCCACACCUUUAAUGUUUAGAAUGCAUUCUAUAGAAAGUAACAUAUGACAUGCUAUGCUGUUUAGGCUGUUUUGUACUGCUCUUGCUUUGGGUAACUUAAUUGUAGGGAGGGGGUGGUUAUUAAUUGUAUUCAAAUCUAUGAUAGGGGUGGGUCUUAAUAAAUUGCAAUUGGUUCAAAUUAGGGGCCCAUCAAUCGCUGGGCAUGUCAAAGAAAAUUUGGUGUUGUCCUCUCUACAAUUAGGUUGCAAGAGUAAGAUUUCUGGAGAUUCUAUUGCACAUGCGCAGAUUCCACAAGUUAACUCUGACGAAUAAUUUUUUCAAUGAAAUGAAAAAACAGCUUCAGAUGAUAAAAAUGCAUAUACUUUCGACUCAUGAUGUUUUUAAGCGAGUCAAUACAACGUGUCAUCUGAUGAGAGGUUACUGAAUUGUCUUUAAACAUUUCAGAUAACGAAGAGAUAUCAUUAUUCGACCGUGAUAUCUCAGAUGUAGGGGUAUUUUGAUCCCAAGUCCUAAAUUAACGAACCUUUACUUUUCACCUGGCGAUGUGUUUAGAAGUUUGCUAGUGUUGAAAUAAUAAUAAAAAACUUGGAUUGCCGAA
Hydractinia symbiolongicarpus is the source of this 3014-nucleotide messenger RNA. RefSeq names its product innexin inx3-like. Gene Ontology annotation, cellular component: gap junction; plasma membrane. The record is from RefSeq and is a predicted model, not a curated record. The transcript is spliced from 2 exons. Gene Ontology annotation, molecular function: gap junction channel activity. NCBI's taxonomy places the organism in Eukaryota, Metazoa, Cnidaria, Hydrozoa, Anthoathecata, Hydractiniidae. The coding region runs from base 1193 to 2464 and encodes 423 amino acids.